Messenger RNA from Sodiomyces alkalinus F11, 1880 nucleotides. Its product is annotated as COP9 signalosome complex subunit 6. Gene Ontology annotation, biological process: protein deneddylation. The transcript is spliced from 2 exons. Gene Ontology annotation, cellular component: COP9 signalosome. NCBI's taxonomy places the organism in Eukaryota, Fungi, Ascomycota, Sordariomycetes, Glomerellales, Plectosphaerellaceae. The coding region runs from base 121 to 1407 and encodes 428 amino acids. Gene Ontology annotation, molecular function: metallopeptidase activity; protein binding. The record is from RefSeq and is a predicted model, not a curated record.
GCUUCGUCGUCACAGUAAAUCCAAGAACCCGAAAGCUAUCCCCAGCGGCCUCUUGCCCCGCCGCCUCUCAACCCGUGGACUUUCAAACCUGAUCCUCUAUUACCCUGUCAGUAGCCCAUUAUGUCGUCAACUUCAGCAUCCGCGGCCAGUGCCAACUUGCUCGUCUCCAGUCAAGCUUCAGGGCUCCAAGCCGUCCUCCACCCACUCGUCCUUCUGAGCAUUUCCGACUACAUCACACGGCACACCCUUCGGGAACAUGAGUGGCCCAUCGUCGGAGGUCUUAUGGGCCAGUACAACGGGAGAGAAGUCUCCAUCGAGCAUGCUUUCGAGUGCGAUCUUUCCGCUGCGCCCGACAGGCCGUACCACUACCGGUUAGGUCUGGCAGGGGUGACGACACGGAUAGCACAAUUGAAAAUGGUACACAAGGACCGAAACCUCGACUUCGUAGGCUGGUAUACCUUGCUCCCGACGACCGGACCGACCCCCGAGCUCACAGCCAUCCACAACGACUUCUUGUCCAACAUAAACGAAUCCUCCAUCCUCCUCGGCUUCCACCCCAGUGAGCUACUCGACCAUUCCGUGGGAGGCAAGCUGCCCCUGACCAUCUACGAAAGCAACUGCGAAGUCGACGAUGCCUUCAAGACGGACAACGAAGGCGACAAGACCAUGGACGACGGCGAGUCCCAGCUCAAGCUAAAGUUCCGCGAGAUCCCUUACACGGUGGAGACGGGCGAAGCCGAGAUGAUCAGCAUGGACUUUGUCGCGAGCGGAAGCGGUAACGCCGCCCUCGUGGAACCGCCAAAGGCGGCGAAAUCCGCGGUCAAGGCUCCGACGAAACCACAGGACAAGAAGGGCAAGCAGAAGGCGGUCCUCGCGCCGGCAGAGUCCCCGGCGGACGCACUCCAUGGAGCAGACGAACAAGACGCCGUGGUCCUCUCCCCCGAGGAGGAGGAGAUGAUGGGCGCGCUGACGGCCAAGGCCAAUGCAACCAAGAUGCUGCACUCGCGCAUCCAGCUCAUCAUCCGCUAUCUCGAGAACUUGCCCCCUGCCUUCGUGUCCGGGGAGGACCCGGCGGCCGCCGCCACGUCACCCGAUCAAACGACCCCGUCCCACAGGAUCCUGCGGCAGAUCCAGGCGCUCGUGGGCCGGCUGGACCUCAUCGAACCCUCGGAUGUAGACGCCUUCCGGAAGGAGAUGCUCCAGGAACAGAACGAUGUCCAUCUCGUCUCGCUCCUCAACGAUAUGGUACAGAGUGUGCACCAAGUCCGGGACUUGGGCCGCAAGUUCGAAAUCGUCGAGACUGCCAAGAUCCGCGAACAACGGUCCAAGGCGGCGCAAUGGGAGGGAUCGGCAAUGGAGGGAUCGGGCAGUAAGGGCCCCGUUCAGGGUAUUGACAUUAUGAUGUAAUCUGGGGCAUAGGGAAAACGGCUUUGCCGGAAGAUUUAGCUGUGGCUAGGGCGAGCUUGACCGGCGUAUUGGUACGUCAGCAUAGCGCUCUAUCUAGUCUGGGACAGUGCCGAUGAAGGACCAGGAACUCGGGCAAUGACUGCAUGGCGUUAAGGGUAUUUUCAUGAGUGGACGUGAAGGGGAGGUUCAUGGGCUGAAAACAUGGUCUUGUUCGUUCGGUAGGACGGACGACAUCAGGAAUUUCCGGAGCGUGUUGCUACAGAAGCUGGCAUAAAGUGAGCAAGGUGCAGGGGCAGAGAUAAUGUUAGCCCUGCAAAACAUUCAUGAAACCUGAGCAUGCAAUGCAUAUCGCAGAAGCAUUGGAUCGUGACAAGAAUGUCAUAUCCUGUCGGAAAUGCGGAAUGCCAUGACUAUGGGUGUGUUGUCUAUACCCGGAGGUGCUCUAUAUAUAUUUUUUCUUAACUGGCGUCUAC